UCGUCCCUGCUCCUCUUUGUGUGCUCUCUCUCUCUCUCUCUCAGUACGACCGACGUCUCCGUCUCUGUCUCUGUCUCUGUUCAGAGCGGUUCCCUCUCUUUGUUCUUGUCUCUUCGCCGGAGAAGUAAAAGAAGAUGAAGCAGCUCAUGAGGAAGCUGUCGAGAGUGGCCGACUCGUCGUCGGCGAACUACGUCCUCCUGCGCUCCGGCUCCGUCGCUCCUAAACGGAAGGGAGGGCGGAGGCGGUCCUCCUCCUGCGCGGGGGAAGGCGAUGCGGGUGGCUGUGGAGGGGUGCCGGAGGGCCACCUCCCUGUUUGCGUUGGGGAGGAGAUGGAGAGGUUCGUGGUGACUGCGGAGUCGCUCAACCACCCCCUCUUCGCCGAGCUCCUACGCCGCUCCGCCCAGGAGUACGGAUACGACCAGAAGGGCGUCCUCCGCAUCCCGUGCCCCGCCGGAAUAUUUCGGUCCAUCCUCGACAUACUCCGCCGGACGGACGGCGGCGCUGCCGGCGUCGGCGUCGAUCUCGACGAACUCCUCCUCCGCCUCGCUUCCGUCGACGCCUCCACUUGAUCAGCCCCUCUGUUCUCUCCCUCCCUCAUUGACAACCGCCUUGACGAAAAUGUCACCGGCUUGUUAGUAGUUGGACUAGCAUGGACCUUGACUCUGACCAGAACUACUCGAUCUUUAUUUAUUCGAGUUUGUGGGGUCUCACGAGGACAGCACCGUACUGUAUGGGUUGUGGGCCGCAGAGGGUAGUUUCGGUAUUAGUGGUUUCAGGGACAAGCUGACCCUCGUGGAUCUCUAAGUACUCCUAAUGUACCUUUUUUCUUUUUUUAAUUCCAUUUUGAGAUGGGACAUUUUAUGUAAAUAUGGUGAAGAGAGCAGUGUUUGUGCAAAUUAUGAUGUUCAAUGACCCUAUAUGUAAUUAAUUUUUCUCUUAAAUUUAUAUUUCGGUCCUUACAAAUAACAAGGAACGGAAAACUAGUUGAUUGCCCUUUCCGAGAGCAAAUCGUCACAAUUCUUCA
Messenger RNA from Nymphaea colorata (pocket water lily), 1024 nucleotides. Its product is annotated as auxin-responsive protein SAUR71-like. The coding region runs from base 135 to 569 and encodes 144 amino acids. NCBI's taxonomy places the organism in Eukaryota, Viridiplantae, Streptophyta, Magnoliopsida, Nymphaeales, Nymphaeaceae. The record is from RefSeq and is a predicted model, not a curated record. Gene Ontology annotation, biological process: response to auxin. The transcript has a single exon.